UAAUUAUUUGUUAAUUUUAUGACGCAGUGUAACAAUUUUCUGAAUUCCGAAAAAUGGUGAAAAACGCGCGGAUUGAUGAUUAUAUAUUAUAUAUUUCGAAUUACUAAACUAUCAGUUUUUUUUUAUUUUAUUCUAUUCUUAAUAGCUUUUAGAUGAGAAAUGUCAGCUAUAUGUACGAAUUAUUUUGAUAUAUUUGAUAAUCAUUUUCUUAUCGAGUCAAGGAAAAACUGGCCUUGGAAAGACGCGUCAAUUGAUAAAUACGAACCUACGUACAAGCAAUUAAAUUCAAUAAAAAGGAAAGAUUCUUUAAAAAUAGUUAAACGUUAUUAUAAAAUACCCCUUAUUUCAUAUAAACCAUAUUAUGUACAUAAAUCACGAAUAAAGAUAUCUUUGAAAAGUACUCAUACUUUCCACACACUAAAGAAUUGUCUCACUGCAUAUGAUGGUCAUAGAUCAUUUUAUAAUGCUAUACAGAUCUUACUUUAUUUCUGUUGGAAUCAUAAAUUGAUUUAUUUUAGGAAAAACGAUAAUUCAUUACUUCCGAUUGUCAAGAUUUAUAUGGAAUUGAGCCCUGAUGAACAAGUCAUGUGGUUACCUGGAUUGAAUUGGGCUAGAAAGCUUUAUUCUCUAAUAGCUUGGCAAGGAAUGUUUCUCUUCCAAAGCACAUUUUUUUCUGUUCUUGGUGGAGCGUAUUCUGCACUUGGAAGAUAUAAAAAAGAACAUGCUGAAAAAGCUAAACAUCUCGCACGUAAUCAGAUUGUACUGGCUAAAAAAUUACAAGAUCCAGUGUUAGAAUGUAAAUGUUGGAUUUAUUAUGCUGAAGGUUUGAUUCAACUCGGAAAACUUAAAAAAGCUGCACUUAUUAUUGAAAGACAAAAGAAUAUGGUGAUGGACAUGCUUAAAGGCGACGACACACUUUUGAGUAUGUGCGAAAAUGCUAAAUUAAAAUUAAUGGUAAAUUCCAAAAAAAAUAAGAAAAUAAGAGAAUUAUACGUAAUUUAAGUGAGUUUAUUAUUUAUCAUCAUUUUCUUUUUUUU
This is a messenger RNA of Rhizophagus irregularis DAOM 181602=DAOM 197198, 1037 nucleotides long. NCBI's taxonomy places the organism in Eukaryota, Fungi, Glomeromycota, Glomeromycetes, Glomerales, Glomeraceae. The record is from RefSeq and is a predicted model, not a curated record.